Molecule: messenger RNA, 7936 nt
Organism: Oncorhynchus mykiss (rainbow trout)
Lineage: Eukaryota; Metazoa; Chordata; Actinopteri; Salmoniformes; Salmonidae
Product: constitutive coactivator of PPAR-gamma-like protein 2
Cellular component (GO): nucleus
Source: RefSeq, a predicted model, not a curated record
UAUAACCUAUCGGCACUAUGGCCACUUCCCCUGGCUUCAUCACAGCCCUGUUCAUGGCUAGAAGGGAUACAGCUUUUGUCAAAUUAACGUUAAAAAUAUACAUUUUGUUAAUUUUCGUUAACCUUUACUCUUUUCCAAAACUAAACCUAAUUCUCCUAACCUGCUACGAAAAGUCGUUCUGACAAAAGCUGUGUCCAUCUAGUCAAAAACCCUCCGCUUCCCUCCCACUUGUGUUGGUCCGUGAGGAAGUCGCAAGAUGGCUGACAGCGCUCGGAAGUAUGCUCCCUUCCUCCACAUGAAGUCGUGAGUUUGGAAGUAUGCUCCCUUCCUCCACAUGAAGUCGUGAGUUUGGAAGUAAGCGAGGGAGUUUGUAUCAGGCGUUUGUUUUUAUUUAAGUUAUUGUAUUUCUCCAAACAGCCCAUUUCAUUCCUGUGGACCCAGUUAGCUAAAAGCUCCUGUAGAUGGCUAACGGUAUCAACAUAUACAUGACCUAGUACAUUACAUUAGCUAGCACUUGCAAUUCGAACUAGUCUAACAAAUAUUUGCACUGUCAGGUUAAGUAUUCCGCUGUAGUCAUGUUCACUAACUAGAUCAUUCGCAGAGGGUUUCUUCGUGUGAACCAGGAUUAUAACUUUGGAGUUGGAAGCAUCGCCCAAAUCAUAACUACAGAUGGCCAGUCAGCUGCCAGUCACAUUUUCAGGUGUUAACUAGUUAAGGACUAGUCAACGAGAAACUUCAGUUGUUUUGCUGGCAGUUUACCAAAAUACUACCAGGGAUGGACACACACGACCAAAUGUAGCAACGUUAGCCAGGUUGCUAACCAGCUAGGCAGGGUUGGGGGGCGCAACUAGCUACCGGCGACAACAGCCGUGUAGUCAGUCAGUUACUGUCAGAGACGAGUUAGUCAGCCGCCCGUUUCCAGUUAGCUACCAGAUUGACACCAACCGAGCCUUCCCCCGGACAGACCCACCGGCUCAACAACACCGGGAUGGGCGUGCAGGGCUUCCAGGAGUAUCUGGAGAAACGGUGUCCCGGGGCUGCCAUCCCCGUGGACCUCCUCAAACUAGGCCGUACUGCGGGACGCCAGCACCACCACCCCGGCCCUCUGCCCCUUCCACCACCGGCCCGGAUACUCAUCGAUGCUGACUCCGGUCUGCAGCGUCUGUACGGCGGCUACCAGACGGACUGGGUGUGCGGCGGGGAGUGGAACGCCAUGCUGGGAUACCUGUCCGCUCUGUCCCAGGCCUGUCUGUACCAGGGCGGGCUGGAGCUGGUCGUGGUGUUCAACGGGACCCUGGGGAAGGAGCGGUGGCCGGAGUGGGCACGCCGGGCCCAGGGGCAACGCCAGACGGCCCAGCUCAUCGUUAACCACGUCGGCAGUAAGGCCACUCCGCCUCCCCGCGCCUGGUUCCUGCCUCCUGCCUGCCUCAGUCACUGUGUCCGCCUCGCCAUGUUCCGCUUCAGAGUGCGGGUUGUCCAGACGUUGGAGGACCACCACCAGGAGGUGCUGUCCCUCUACAGGGACUUUGGUUUCUGCGGUCUGAUCGCCCAGGACUCAGAGUUUGCUCUCUGCAACGUGCCCGCCUACUUCUCCUCGCAUGCCCUCAAACUGUCCUGGAACGGCAAGAACCUGACCACCCACCAAUACCUGCUCUCUGAAGCAGCCAGACAGCUGGGUCUGAAGACACAACAACUGCCCUGCUUCGCUGCUCUGCUGGGGAACCAUAUUCUCCCUGAUGAGGACCUGGCUGCCUUCCACUGGAGCCUUUUAGGACCAGAACACCCCCUGGCCUCACUCAAGGUGCGUGCCCACCAGUUGGUGCUGCCUCCCUGUGAGGUGGUUAUCAAGGCGGUGUCUGAGUACGUCUCCUCCUUUAAAGACCUGGGGAACCUCGACGCUGUUGCCAGGGACGUCUUCAACCAAUCCCAGUCUCGUAUGGAGGAUAAGGUGGAACGUUUUAAGAAGGCUGUGGAGUAUUUCUCAUCUGCCUCUAAACCACGCCCACUCUCCAUGGGACCCUCCCCCUACCUUUGGUUUGGUCCGGCUCCUUUUGGCAGUCCUCCUGGCCACAUGGGGGCAAUGCAGCCUGGAAAGCACCAGGGGGUAAAUCCACCCUAUCCGAAUGCUCCGUGUGGACCAGGCCACGCCUCUCUGUUCCAGAACCUGGCCCCCCUGCCGGACUGCAAUGAUUCGCUGUCUGGGACAAUGGGCUACAUGGAUUGGUCGGCUCCAUAUGACCAGGGAGGAAGUAGAUUAACGAAUCACCACACGUCCGCUCCCUCUGGCCCCUCCCACUCGCCAUCGUCUUCCUCCGAUGGAGACGAACCAAACGACAGCAGCCACCAUCUGACAGACAAGUCCUCCGGGUGGGACGAUCCGUCCGGCCGGGGGAGUGGAGGGGAUGGUUCCCACGGUACCGGGAGCGGGUCCAACAUUCCAUCGCUGUUGUCAAUGGCGACGCGGAGUCACAUGGACAUAACCACGCCCCCUCUGCCUCAAGUCAGCGCUGAGGUGUUGAGAGUAGCAGAACACAGACAUCGCAGAGGACUAAUGUAUCCAGAGAUAUACCACAUACUGACCAAGGGAGAGAUGAAGAUGGCGGUGUGUAUAGAAGAUGAUUGUAACAGUGAACUGCCUCCAGCCUCUCUGCUGUUCAGAGCAGCCAGACAGUACAGCUAUGGGGUCCUCUUCAGCCUAGCUGAAACACACCGACACCUCGAGAGACUCGCCAUGCGCAACAGAGGACCCCUCGAAGUUCCUCCAGUGAUAGUGAAGGAGUGGUCCAGUGGGAAGUCGAAGUCGGCCCUGACCCCGGAGCUGGUUCCAGCGCUGUGCUUCAGAGAGUGGACCUGUCCUAACCUGCGGAGGCUGUGGCUUGGUAGAGCCAGUGAAGAUCGCUCCCGGAGGACCAGAGCUUUCCUAGCCUGUCUGCGCUCUGACUGUCCUGCCUUACUCAACCCUGCUCAGGUCCCACAACACCUUCUGCUCAUGUGCUGCGUGCUCAGGUAUAUGAUGCAGUGGCCAGGUGGUGGUAUUCUACAGAGACAUGAGUUAGAUGCCUUCCUGGCCCAGGCAGUCUCUAACCAGCUCUACGAACCAGACCAGCUACAGGAACUGAAGGUAGAGAAGGUAGACAGUCGGGGGGUCCAGCUGGCGUCUCUCUUCAUGGCGGGCGUGGACACUGCUCUGUUGGUCAAUGACGUGUGUGGUCAGCCGUUACCAUGGGAACACUGCUGCCCCUGGGGCUUCUUCGACGGGAAACUCUUCCAGACCAAACUGGCCCGCGCCGGCCGAGACCGACUGGCCCUGUUCGACAUGUGUGAAGGACAGGAGGAGCUGGUGUCUCGUGUGGAGAAGAUGCGUCAGGCCAUUCUAGACGGCAUCAACUUUACUCGUCCUCCUCCCCCUCUCCCCCCUCUUUCCUUCCUCCGCCCUCCCCCCUUCUACCCCCCACCCCCCCUCUACCCCCCCCGGCCCAUGGGUAACAUGCCCCCCCACUACCACCCUCAUCAUCCUCACCACCACCCAAAUGAUCCUCACCACCACCCUCAUCAUCCUCACCACCACCCAGCCCAGCAUCGACCCAGAGGCUUCCCAGGUCUGCAGUCGAUCCCCCCUCAGGGAGGGAAGUUGGAGAUAGCCGGCAUGGUGGUGGGCCAGUGGUCCGGGAACAAACCACUGCGUGGCAGAGGGGGGCUCAACAUGCAGGUGGUGUCGGUCGGAGCAGGGAGAGGAAGGGGUAAGGACAUCCCAGCGAAAGCAGGACGAGGAGUUAAAAAGACACAUUCCCCCUCCUCCACCAGCCCCACCAAGCCUGAGGAGGAGGAGCCUAACUCAGGGGCCGUGACCCAGCAGCUGAAUGGCAGCCCUGCAGCCUCCACUAUUGGCCAGCCUCUGGAUCUGCCCCCACUGGCCCAUCCAAUCCCGUGUGCCUUAGCAAGCAGAGACAACCAAACAGAGGAGGCCCCCUGUUGCCUUGACGACUGUCCUUCAGACGUUCCGAAGGAGGCGUGACGAGGCUUUCCCAGAAUGCACCAGGGUGUUCUGAAAAAGCUGUCUGUGUUUCACUGCCCCUUGAUUUUGUCAUGUAGUUUUAUUUUAUCUUAACGAUCAGAGGUUUUUCUCCAUGAGUCCGUAUGUAUGUAAGCCCCUGCCUACCUAAAGCACCGCCCCCAUGGCCCGUCGCUAUAGUAACCCCAGCCCACUGUCUCAUGAUGUUCUGAUGGUCCCUCCCUACUGUUAAUAUUCCUACCGGGAUCCUUGCGGUUAGACUUGAACUGCGGUGUUUAGUAGUGUGUUUAGAUACACUAACAUCGACACUACCACACACUGUUGGCUAGGUGCCUGGGUUUGGUUGCCGGGUGUGUCGGUUGUUGCCAUAGGGACCUCAUGGUGAGCUCAGAGUUCCAGGAGUGUUGGACUCUAGAAGUGUCAGAGGAGGAAUAGCGAAAGAGGAGGAUGACGAACGAAUGAGUGCAGUGUUUGUGUGCUAAAUAAGCCCAGUUUACCACCAACAAUGAUUUAUUAGUGUUAGCCGCGCCACUAACCACCCAGAGAGCGUGUUUGCAUUGCUAUAACCCUUCAGUAGCAUUUGCACCGCCGCACCGCUAAUGCAUUAGCAUGCUAACGUAGCCCACACCUUGAAUAACAUUAGCACUUGCCCUAAUAUGUUAUCAUGCUAAGUUAGCCUAGCCCAGCUGUAUUUAGACCCCCUGACCACAGAUGUAAUGUAACCUGACGCUCCAACGUAUGGAAGCUCUUACCCCUAUAUUAGAUUAUAUCCCCUAUGCUCUGAUUGUAUAUCCCAACAGAGAGCACUAAUGUUGGAUUCAUUGAUUUAAUAUUGAUUAUUAUUGACCAGACCCCUAGACAGUUGGUCUGAGAGAGUUCCCUUGCGACCUAGGAAAUCACUUUGAUCAUUGACCUCAAGGUCUAUUUUAACAUGGCCUUUGUGUUCUGCAAACGAGACCUGUUUGAAUGUGAUCAGAGUAGGGCUGCACAAUUCAUCCAAACUGCAAUAUUGACAUGUGCAAUAUCCAUAUCGCAAUAUUUUGCAACCCCACUCAGCCGUGUGUACGGUCCGUUAUUAUAGUCGACUCUGUCGUCCCUCUCCUCUUGCGGCUGAUUCCUACAACUCAAGCAGCACAGUUCCUCUUCUGUUAGAUUCACUAGAAGCUUCCAUGCUGUUCUGUUAGGUCAAAUGCAGUCGGCACAUUGUUCCAAACAAGAAUGGUGCUGCUUUCCACUUAGCUUCUUAAUAUAAAUCAUUAUAUUUCUCUGAUUCCAACUGUGUUUUGAUCGAUCACAAGUCAAAUUGUAAUAUUUGUUCAAAGUAAAUAAAAUGUGGCAAUAUGAUGCAGCCCUAGAACGGCGUGGUCUUCAGAAGAAGCACGUUUAGUUUAGGAAUCCUCUAGCAGGUCAAAACAUUCACGCGAUCAGAGACAAUAUGAUGCAGCCCUAGAACGGCGUGGUCUUCAGAAGAAGCACGUUUAGUUUUAAAAGGAAUCCUCUAGCAGGUCAAAACAUUCACGCGAUCAGAGAUGGAGGACAUCUUUGUAUCUGUACCGUUAUUGCAUCUAUGACAGUAUGGGCAGCUCUAUAGAGCCUAGCUUCAUUUUAAAGUAGUCUAUUUUCUUCACAGUUAGCUAAUCCCUCCCAGUUUGACAUGACUUCAACAGGGUCACUAGGAGGGAUCAGCCAAUGAAGUUGGGAGGCCCACACAGUCGACUACAUUAGAAUGGUGGAAGCGCUCAAUGGCGCUGCCCAGGCUAAUACGGCCUGUUGGCCAGUAGAGGCCUCUAUCAUUCUCUAUGGGCCAAGUAUGGUGCCACGUCAGAGGACGGGAGGGUCAGGGCUUAAAGGUCAGAGUGCUGACGCUACCAAGCUCCUCUUCUGACUGGCACCUUGUCUAAAUGAACCCAAGGCUGCAUCUGAAAUGGCAUUCCCUGCGUAGUGCAUCAGAAGCAGUGCCUUUAGAGACAAGACCUGAUGAAGUCCCAAAGCAUAGACCCACACUAGCCUUGUCAGCUGGCUGGCCAAUCAGGACAGGCCUGGUAGCACCGCCUGGUGAUUGGUUAGCAGUUUCCACUGCGAUAGCCCAGCCUUCUAAGCUCUUUAUCUAACAGGAAGCACUUCCCCCAAACCACUUAGCCAAUCAGCAGGGGUUUAAGGUGAGAACACUUGCAUGUUCCGCCCACAAUCUAAAGAUCCUAAAUAGUUUUAAUGUUAAACUCUUUAUGUUGUCAUCAUUAUAGUAGAGGAUAAAGUAUCAUUUUAAUAGGUCUGCUCUGAGUAUUGACUUGUUUUAAUGUUAGUAGAAGACUACAGAGAGAUAGCAGAGAGGAAUCAGUUUUAAUGUUAGUAGGAGACUACAGAGAGAUAGCAGAGAGGAAUCAGUUUUAAUGUUAGGAGACUACAGAGAGAUAGCAGAGAGGAAUCAGUUUUAAUGUUAGUAGGAGACUACAGAGAGAUAGCAGAGAGGAAUCAGUUUUAAUGUUAGUAGGAGACUACAGAGAGAAAGAAGAGAGGAAUCAGUUUUAAUGUUAGUAGGAGACUACAGAGAGAUAGCAGAGAGGAAUUAGUUUUAAUGUUAGUAGGAGACUACAGAGAGAUAGCAGAGAGGAAUCAGUUUUAAUGUUAGUAGGAGACUACAGAGAGAUAGAAGAGAGGAAUCAGUUGUAAUGUUAGUAGGAGACUACAGAGAGAUAGAAGAGAGGAAUCAGUUUUAAUGUUAGUAGGAGACUACAGAGAUAGCAGAGAGGAAUCAGUUUUAAUGUUAGUAGGAGACUACAGAGAGAUAGAAGAGAGGAAUCAGUUUUAAUGUUAGUAGGAGACUACAGAGAGAUAGAAGAGAGGAAUCAGUUUUAAUGUUAGUAGGAGACUACAGAGAGAUAGCAGAGAGGAAUUAGUUUUAAUGUUAGUAGGAGACUACAGAGAGAUAGCAGGGACUAACCUCUACAGGGCUGUCAGACAAUAGUAACCGUGUUGGACUAACCUCUACAGGGCUGUAGUUGACACAAACAGAAAAGGUCUGGCUGCUAAGUAGUCCAAUUGCAGGCCAAACUACCGUAGUAGAAUGGAAAUAACCCCCGGAGAGCGCACAGUUGCCAGAACAACCGUAACAUCUGAAUAGAGACAGCACUUCAACCCACAUAGGUUUGGAUAGAGACAGCACUUCAACCCACAUGGGUUUGGAUAGAGACAGCACUUCAACCCACAUGGGUUUGGAUAGAGACAGCACUUCAACCCACAUGGGUUUGGAUAGAGACAGCACUUCAACCCACAUGGGUUUGGAUAGAGACAGCACUUCAACCCACAUGGGUUUGGAUAGAGACAGCACUUCAACCCACAUGGGUUUGAAUAGAGACAGCACUUCAACCCACAUGGGUUUGGAUUUCUGCGGCUCAUGACUGUGUUGUGGGACUGUUUACAAGCAAAUAGAGAGUUUCGAGAUUAAUUCCACAUCAAGUAUUUGGAACAACAAUCUUUUAGGGAUAUCUAGCAGACAGAGUUGAACUGGUCAUAUAAUACCCAGCAUGACUAGACGACUACGACUCAUACAUACAUAUACAGUAUAAUACUUUAACCUUUAACCUUUCAUUACUGUAGUACAAUAAAACGGACCACUGCAGGUCAUGAGUAUGGCUCUUCAGCCAGGAGGAGUGGUGAGCCUAUUUAUGUCACUCCACUAUCUGACCAAAUUACACACGACCCUGUCGACUCGUUCCUAACGAUACUUACUCAUAUAUACACACAGUAGUUGUUAACAGCACUCUGUGUGUUUGUGCUGAAGUGAUGUUAAGUUGCUGUUCCUCGUCAGUUUCUGUCUGUGGGUGAAGCAGAGAGACUUGGUAACUCUCUACUGUUGUACCGAGCUGCAGUCUGACACACAGCCCUCUCCACUCAUAACAAUACUUUCACGCGCACAUUGUCAUA